UGCUGAGACCUACAGCGCUGAGGAAAUUUUGCAGGCCAUGGAGGCGAUGGGUUUCGUGCCGGACGACACGAUGCGAAUAGGCUCCGUCAACUUCGUCAUCCGGGCAUACGCCUACGUGCCUGCGGAAGACACAUUCCGCAAAUUAGACCCCAACAGCGAGUCCCCGGCAGUUGGGUACUUAAUAGCAACGCCCAUCCCGCGGGCUCCCUUCACAAUGGGGCUGCCAGUUUGCCUGCCUGGCGGGCAUGCCGUGGCGGCGGCAGCGGCAUGCCGCCAAGCGGGCUACCUGGCGGGGGAGCCCGUCAUCGCGGGAGAGGAAGGCACGGCCGUCCCCACGGUCAACCGCACGCGGUACUCUCGCUUCCUGCGGGACCUUACCUGCAGUGCCGGUGCGGAGACGCUAGCGGGCUGCUCUGCCACGUACGUUACGGGCGCGGUGGGGCAGUGCAAGUCCAUGGCGGCCGCGAGGUGCUUUAAUGAAGUCACCGGCCCACCCAAGGCGCGGCGGCCAUCCCCUCCACCGCCCACUCGUCGGCCGCGGCAGCCACCCCCGCCGGCGGCGCCGCUGCCACCGCCGCCGCCACGGCCGGUGCGGCGACCGCCCGUUCCACCUCCCGGUGUUCCACCGCGGGCGCCCAGGGUUCCGCGGCCGCCGCCUUCCCCUCGGCCCCCAGCUCGGCCGCCGCUGCUGCACCCCGCAGCUCGGUCCCCACCAGGGCUGCCAGCGUUGCCGCCACCCGACGGGCCGGCCACUGACGAUGGCUCGCCGCCGCCGAACCCGCUGCCGCCCCGGCGGCCGCGGCCGGCGCUGCCGCCACGGCCACGGCGCGCGGCCUCCCCGCCACCAUACACGCCGGCAGCCCCAGCCGAUGACAUGCUGAGCCUGUCAGACUUCGAGUCGGUGACCAUGCGGCGGUGGAGUGCGCAGUUCCAGGGCUGGGUGUCGCCGUGGAUCGGCGCAGUCAACCAGGUGGUCCUGUGCGGCGCGGAGGACUGCCUGCCGCUGUGCGCAGACGGCAGCGACUGGGGCGACGAAGCCGCGCGCCUGCUGUGCAGCUACCGCGGCUACAGCGGUGGCUACGCCAGUCGCACCGGGCCUUCCUGGGCGGUUACGCCGUACAUUGGCUGGCUGAGCUGUCCGGGAUCCGGAUCCAGUGGAGGCGGCGGCGCGGCUGGGCCGUUUGAAUCCAUUCUGCAGUGCAGCGCCGCCAUGGUGCUGCGGGGGCAGUGCCGCGCGCUGGCGGGCGUCGUCUGCUUUGAGCGCGAGUGGGACGUCAACCCUCCGGCAAUGCCGCAGCAGCCGCCCAGCUCCCCGGUGCAUCUGCAGCCGCCGCCGCCGCCCGUACCUCCGGCAUCACCUCCGCCGCCACCUUCCCCUUCACCGCUGCCCCCCUCGCCACCGCCUCUCCCAUUGCCACCGCCUCCGCCAUCGCGGCCUCCCAAGCGGCCUCCGCCGCGGCUUCUGUCUCCUCCCUCACCGGCUUCUCCUUCACCAUCAAUACCGCCUGCUGCGCCCACGGAGGAGCCUGACGAUGGUCACUCCCAACUGCGGGUGGUGGGCGGCAGCCGCCCCGGCGAGGGGCGUGUGGAGAUCCGCGUUGGCGGCGCGCUGGGCGUCAUUUGCAACAGCACCCGGUGGACCGCCACCGAGGCUGCGGUGGUUUGCGCCAUGCUGGGCUUCGGCACGGAGGGCGCGGAGCCCGUCAGCGUGCGGGCGCCGCCAGGGGCGCGUGUGGUGGCGGCAGGCAUCGAUUGCAGCCCCCGCGGCGGGCCCUGGGCUAGUCUGGUUGGCUUCGAUCUAGGCGAGCCUGGGUACUCCGCACCCACGGUGCCUAGUUCCAUCUUUGAGUGCACGGCUUUUGGAGUGGUGCCGCCAACAUGCCCCGGCGGCGGAGCCGCCGGCGUGCGGUGCCGCGACCCCCGGCCGCUUGCGCCAGCUCCAGCACCAGCUCAGCAGCCGACGGCGCCGCUGCCCCCGGAGUGCGAUGGAUACACGGAGCGACUGCGUGCACUGCGGGCGGCGCUGACCUCAGCAGCUGCCCCAAGCAGCAGCCCUGCCGCGCAGGCGCCGACGCCGUUGCAGGCGCAGGGCGCGCUGCUGCGUAGCCUUGCUGCGACGAAACAGGCGACAGCGCCCGACUGGCUGCUGGAGUUUGAGGAGUACCGCACAUCGCUGCCGCACGGCUCGCUGCGCCUGGUGGGCGGUCCCUCGCCGCAGUCGGGUGUGGUGCUGCUCAGCUGGUGCGGCUACAGCGGCACUCUGUCCAUGCAGCCCACACAGCACCUGGAGACGGACCUGCGUGGCCUGCGGCGGGACCCUAGCUCCGGCGCCGCCACCGGCACCAGCGCCGCCGGCUGUAGCGACGGCAGCGAGCUUGGAUCCCCCUCGCUUCUGCGUGAGCGGCCGCCACAAAAGGGGCUGGUGCCGGCAGACACCGAGGGAGGCAGCGACGAUAGUGGCGGCGGCAUCGGAGGGGGACUGGGUCAGCCCACGCCUAGGGAGCUUGUCAACACGCUGCGUGCGGCGGCGGUGUGCACCCGGCUGGGCUUCAUGUUCGGCCGGUACAAGAAGGGCAGCAAGCGCUUUGGGCAGGGGUCUGGGCUGGUAUUUGAUGCGGCGCCGGUGUGCUUCCGUGGCACCGCUAACACCACCGCCAGCCUGAUUGCGGCGGGGCAGCAAGUGCCGGGUGGGUCUGGGGCGGUGUUCCCGGGCGCCUGCCGUGACCUGGACCUGCAGCUGGAGCUGGGUGGUGCGGAUGGUGGUGCUGCUGCUGGUGGUGCUGGUGGCGGUGGCGGUGGUGACGGCCAUGUUCACGACUUGAACGUCGAGUGCUUCGACGACCCCAGAGAGCUGCAGCCGCCAGCGCACGUGCUAGCACCAGGCGACCCGCCAGAUGGGGCUCUGCGGCUCAUGGCCUAUGACGACGCCCGGCAGAUGUGGGCACCGGCUACCGGGGGCGAGGGCUUCGUGCAGGUCUGGUCAGCUGCUGCCGGCAGCUGGGGCGGCAUCUGCUCCUGGGGAUGGGACGACGCCGAUGCAGAGGUGGCGUGCCGCCAGCUGGCCUUUGGCGGCGGCGGGAGGGUGCACCCCACGCUGCGCUUCCCACUGGCUGACGGGCUAUACCGCUGGAGGGCCGUGCACUGGACCAACGUCCGGUGUGGAGAGGCAGGGAAUGCGGGCGCUGGCAGCGAUGCCGCCACAACUCUGUCGGAGUGCCAACCGGAGCGUGCAAACGCAGACACGUGCCUUUACACGGACCUCGCCACUGUGCAAUGCUUCCGAGCUGGUCAGCCGGCGCCACCACGCGUCGCCCCACCGCCGCCGGCUGUCCCUGCGACCGACGCCGCGGCUGGCUGCGCGGUGUGCCUAACCCUCGACUUUGCAGCCUCCCGCCUCCUCGCACCCAACACGCCCUUCUUCACUGGCCAGGACUGUGACCGCGCCGCCGCCGCCGUCAGCCGCCACUACGCCGCGGCGCGCGUCACUACGGCGGCGGCGGCGCGGCUGCCGCCGCUGUCGGCGCCCUUCGCCUGCGACGGCGUGGUGGGCGCUGACGCCAUCAGCGUGUGUGCACGCGUGCCGUCAUCAGACGGUGGAGGCGGCGCAAAGCUGGAUGCAUUUGCCGCGGCUGGUGCUGACGGCGGCAGCGGCGGCGGGUCGGCGGCUGUGGACCAUCAGGCAGUGGUGGGCGUGCGAGACGCCUGGCUGGCGGGGCUGUAUGCUGAGCUGGCAGUGGAGCUGCCGCUGCGGACAGCCGGCGGCGGAGAUGGAUUGUACGAAUUGGACUAUGACUAUGCGCCCACAUACCUGCGGUCGCGGCCGCGCGUGCACAUCGCCACCUGCACCGGAGCCGCCAACCCGGUGAUGGUGGAGUCCAGCACCAGUGCGGCUGAUGAUGACAACACGGACGGCCCCAUCACGCACACGCUGCUGAGCCCGCCGCCGCACGCCCCCGCCUGGCCUAGCGGCGGAACCGGGGGCGCCGGGCCGCAACCUCUCGCUGCACAGCCUCCACCAUCACCACCGUCGCCGCGUCCCGGUCCAUCACCAUCUGCGGCCGCAGGCCCGCUUACGCGCGCGUCACCCUCGCCCUCGCAUCUGGCAUUACCACCACACGUGUCUUCGUCAACACCGGUCGCCUCGCCAUCGAAAGUCCUGCCCCCUACAGCGUCGCCAUCGCAUCCCCCGUCACCACAACCCUCGCCCCGUGCCUCCGCUACCUCCCCCGUCGCCACUACCUCUGCUAUCGCCAGCCGCCUCUCCACCACCGCCUUCUCCACGGCCACCAGUCCCCAACCGGCGCCCCAGCCCCGCACCUCCAUCACCAGCGCCGCCGCCACCACCACCGCCACCACAGCCUUCCUUGCCGCAGCCGCCCUCACCUCUUGCCGUGACAAGUCGGGGGACAAGGCAGCGCCGCCACCCAACGACUGGGCUGCGCCGCCGCCUGCGCAAUGAACGGCUGUGGGAGUUCGGGUAGCAGUUGUGGUGGAACGAAUGCGCCGUGCGAGAGGGAGGCGAGGGCAGCGGAGAUGUCCUCUGCGGCGGGAUGCCGCUGCUGCUGCGUGUCGGGAUGGACAGGGAAGGUGGCUCUCCCCUUCAAGGAAAAGGUGGGCUGCGCCCACGCCGCGUCUCCGGGAUGCAAAAGUCACUCAGGCAUUUGGCGUCCGUGUGUAUGUGCGAGCUAACAGCGAUGGCGGGCGCCACAGUUACUGCCUUACUAGUAGCUGUGUGGCUGGGCGGCCUUCCGAAAAGUGCCUUGGGACUUUGGACAGAUAGAGUCAUGUGCACUGAGGUGCACUGUUGGCAAUUCGAAUUAUACGUAUCCUGUCGACUGCACGACGUCUGCUUGUACGCAAGUAUCCAGGAGGGGAAGAGCUUACGAUGUACAGGCGUUACCCCACGUUAUUAAGUGUGUGCAGGUGUGUGCUGCGUUGGGACCUUCGCCAAGCGAUUUAUGCUAGAAGAUGACUGUUAUGCAACUCGCACGAGUGACAUGUGCAGUUCAUUAGGGCUUUAGGGGAAGCGGGGGGCCUGAGGGACAGGCUGUGCGAGCGCAUCUGCUGCAGGCAGAUGCUGGCACGUCUCCUUGGUCGUAUACGUGCAGUUCUGGGCAGUUGAAGAAGCGAUUGGUCUGCGCAAGAAGCAACUUUUUGUUGCAAACACAACCGAAUGCCACCAUUGAACCUGGCAAUGCAAAUUGCUGGUGCGGCGGGCCUGUCGGGCACGUGUGGCCGGGUUUCAGAUCAUCUGC
Molecule: messenger RNA, 5255 nt
Organism: Chlamydomonas reinhardtii
Lineage: Eukaryota; Viridiplantae; Chlorophyta; Chlorophyceae; Chlamydomonadales; Chlamydomonadaceae
Exons: 18
Coding region: 38-4459 (1473 amino acids)
Cellular component (GO): membrane
Source: RefSeq, a predicted model, not a curated record